Messenger RNA from Monopterus albus (swamp eel), 2323 nucleotides. RefSeq names its product serine and arginine rich splicing factor 1a (gene srsf1a). Gene Ontology annotation, molecular function: mRNA binding. Lineage: Eukaryota; Metazoa; Chordata; Actinopteri; Synbranchiformes; Synbranchidae. The record is from RefSeq and is a predicted model, not a curated record. Gene Ontology annotation, cellular component: nucleus; cytoplasm.
GUAUGCGUUCUGACUACAUUGUUUCCGGUUACGGAGUGCGGUUCCUGGAGAAAAACAGGAGCAUUGUCCGCCGUGGCGAGUGCGUUCUCUAUACUGAAAGUAGUCGAAGAUUGUGACAUAUAACGGUGCAUUUUUUGGUUUUUCUCCUUUUUGAUCGACAAUUUGCAACCACUUGAAGUCUGAUCUCGGUGGGACUCCGCCAGCUAUUGAGAAUCUUGCAAUACACAAACAGUUAGCUUAAGCAGCAGCGAUGUCGGGUGUUGUGCGAGGCCCUGCUGGGAACAACGACUGCCGAAUUUAUGUGGGAAACCUGCCCCCUGAUAUUCGUACAAAAGAUGUGGAGGACGUGUUUUACAAAUACGGAACAAUUCGAGACAUCGACCUGAAGAACCGAAGAGGAGGGCCGCCUUUCGCCUUUAUUGAGUUCGAAGACCCGAGGGACGCUGACGAUGCCGUCUAUGGGCGUGAUGGUUAUGACUAUGAUGGCUACAGACUGCGUGUGGAGUUCCCUCGGAGCGGCCGGGGCUCCAGAGGCGGGUUUGGUGGCAUCAGUGGAGCUCCCAGAGGCAGAUACGGGCCUCCAUCCAGACGCUCCGAGUACAGGGUGGUUGUGUCAGGGCUCCCUCAGAGCGGCAGCUGGCAGGACCUGAAGGAUCAUAUGCGUGAGGCAGGCGAUGUAUGCUAUGCCGAUGUUUACAGAGAUGGAACCGGGGUUGUAGAAUUUGUGCGCAAAGAAGACAUGACCUAUGCCGUUCGAAAGCUGGACAACACCAAAUUCCGCUCACAUGAGGGAGAGACUGCGUACAUUCGUGUGAAAUUAGAUGGUCCCCGCAGCCCAAGUUAUGGAAGAUCACGCUCCCGCAGCCGGGGGGGGGGGGGGCCCCGAGGCCGCGGCCCCGGCCGGAGCCGCAGCAAUUCCCGUGGCCGUGGCAGAGGAUCACCCCGCUACUCACCUCGUCACAGCCGCUCUCGCUCCCGUUCCUAAACCUUUCUACCACCAAUGAUUUGCCCUUUUGGUGUAUACCCUCCUGUUUUUACCUCUUAAGUUUCUCCAGAUGUCAGCUGUUGAAUUUUCAUUUCUGCAUUUCAUGCCCUGAUGUCCUUAUGGAUGAUCUUGGUAUGUAGAUGUUACCCCCCACCUUCUCCAGCUGCUUUGUCCUUUUGUUCUUGUCCCCCUCUCUCUCCUUCUCUCUGUCCUCAGUUUUUGCAACAUUAGAAAAUGUGUUGUUAACUUCAAAAAUGUUGAGUUGUCAUUAGCUGCACUCAAUGUUUUUGCAAGUAUUCAAAAUUAAGACUUUUUUUUUUUUAAUAGCUUUUCUCUUUGGGUAUGUGGGGUGGGCUGUUUGGACGGGGAGCCCAGUGCUUAACUGUAUUUUUACCCUUGUGUCUUCCUUUAGACAUCUGAAGAGAAGGAUUAAAGUGAUUUGGAAUAAAACCAUUGUGGAGCACAUUUCAUUUGUAUGGUCAGGAUAGGACAUCUAAUUGAGGAGCAAUCAGGCAAUCGAGGCAAUGGUACGCUUCAUAUUCCAUAAGUUGAACGUUUUGAUCGGUUGCCAUAUCAUGCAUGUCAUAAUUAACCAAGCCAAAUGUGCUGUACUUUGUUAUAUAUAGAGUUUUUAACAUGCUACUCUGGCCUGUAACAGAAUGAGCAGUGCUAGAUCAAGUGUUGUGAUGUGAGUGUAACAUCUUUGCUGUCAGAUGUUAAAGUCUGAGUCACUACUUUGAUGCAGAAGUGCUCCACUUCAGAUGUAAAUGUCUUCAAAUGUUAACUUCAGGGAGUGAUGGUUUUUGUGCUCAGUGGCAUUUUUUUCUUGAUCUGACAUGAGUGCUCAACAUGGAAAAAAAAAUUAGGCCCCAAAACCUUGACAUUUUAUUCUAACGGUCUGCCUCUGAUUUUCUUCCUGGUAUUUCAAGGUUUUGAUUGGAGGAGUGGCUCAGUGGAUCCCAAUCCUUGGAGCUGGAUGAGUGGAUCGAUUUAGGGAAGGGAUAGGCAAGGAUGGAUGCUCGGAACGGGAUCAGUUUUCCAGGAUUCAGAUGAGUUGAUUUCAGAACUAAUUAAUGCGGAGCCCCAGAGCAACUUUUUUUUAUUAGGCCCUCCCCCGCCUAAAGUUUUUCGGUGAUUAUGGCUUUAUUUUACAAGAAACGAAACUGAGGACCAGGAAGUUGGAUCAAAGGAUGGAAUCGUAGAUGCCUGGUAUGAAGGAAUUUAAAAAAUUGGGAAGAUUGGGGAGGGGGGUUAUUUGGGAGUAGUUUCUAUGUUUUUAUUUUUGCUUAAUCUCACUUUUUCUCUUAGCAUUUUCAAUAAAACUCUUUCAAACAAGGA